Molecule: messenger RNA, 3145 nt
Organism: Podarcis raffonei (Aeolian wall lizard)
Lineage: Eukaryota; Metazoa; Chordata; Lepidosauria; Squamata; Lacertidae
Gene: EPYC
Product: epiphycan
Exons: 7
Coding region: 1542-2492 (316 amino acids)
Molecular function (GO): protein binding
Source: RefSeq, a predicted model, not a curated record
UCACCUACAGUUCACCUACAUCAAGCCAUUGGAAAUAUACCUUGAUGCUUUACAGCCUGAGUUUUGGGGAGGAAUUAGUUUGGGAUUCGCACAAGGACAAGGCCGCAUCAAUGUUGACAAACAGUAUACAGUACUUUGGAGAGAGAAAAGGGAGAUCUCAAAAUAAUUACUUAGCAAGCAGGCCUCUCAGAGAUGAGGAAAUAUCUUGCAGAGUUCAGGCUUAACUAGGCCUCAGCUAGAAUUCAUUCCUGUUUUUUGUUUUUUUUAACUAUACUACAAGGCCUUCUCUUUAUAUGGGGCACACUUGUGUAUUUUCUUUUGUUUACCCUGAACACUUCUGUUUGCUACUAUUUGGUUAAAUAAAUUGUAUUUCUCCAAUACAAUCUGUGACCCGUUUAAGAAAUGACAGCCCCAUCUAGGUUAAGAGGGUGGGGGAAGAAGGGGGCCCCAUUUGUUUAUUUGUUUUCUAUAUCCCCCUUUAUCUAAACAUCACAGGGCAACAGAGAGCUUGUUAGUUAUUUAGCCUAUUAGUAGGGAAGUGGAAGACCUAUCUCAUACCCAGGGUGUGGGUGGAUGUGGCAUUGAGAAGGCUGUGCCUUGAGAGAGCAAUGGCCGUCACUGCAAAAGUGCCACAGUUCCUGCUGAGGAGAAGUGGCUGUGGAAAAGCCCAGUUGCUGAAGUUACUACACCCGGAAGGACUGCCAGCAUUAUGGUGUGGGCCCCUUUCACCAACAUGUCACCAAAGUCACUGUUACUCGGAAGGAAGUCUGUGCCCCCAGGAUCACUGAGGAACAAACUUUGUGGACAAACACUUUCAAUUCCUUUCCAUGCCUUCACUAAGGCACUUUGCUGACUGAGGUGUAGGAAAAGAUGCCAAAAGAUGACCAGACUAGCAGGUGCUGUGUUCUACGUGCAGUACAAAACCUGACAAAGCUGGCAACAGUUUUCACUGUUAUUUAUUUUAUAUUCUGCCCAUCCUCCCGAAGGAGCUCAGGGCAGCAUACCAAGCACUAAGAAAACAUUACAAAAGAAAACUAAAAAUAGUUUAUGAACAUUCUAUUUAAAAAGUUAAAAAUAUACUCCCAUCAGCAAUCUCAGGGUUACCUGGAUGUCUUUCAGCCAUCAAAUGGCAGGGUCAAUUGGAAUUUUUUAAAUAAAAAAUUAUCCUGCAAAUCAGUAAUGAGAGAUACUCCUCACUUAGAAAGGCAGUCUGCAAAUGGGGAACCACCCCUGACAAGGCCCUGUCACAGAUCAUUGUUAAACAGGCAGCUCCGUAUGGUAACAGUACCAACAAGCCCUCACCUACUGAUUCUAGGAUCCAAGAUGGAUGAUACUGGGAAAGACACCUUUAGGUACUGGGUCCAAGCCAUGUAGGGUCUUAUAUGUUAGUACUAACACCUUGAAUUGGGCCCACACUGAUGGUCACUGUGUGCUUUCAAGCCUGAUGUCAGAUGGCUCCAUAGGGCUGCCACGCUUACCAGUUUAGCAGCUGCAUUCUACACUAGCUGGAUUAAAGAUUAAAGAAGAAAGGAGACUGAAGAAUGAAGGCCAUUGCAAAUAUUUUCAUGCAUUUUUUUCUCUUUGAUGCUGUUUUGGCUGGUCCUACAAGGAGUCCUGUAACUUACGACUCUGAAACAUAUGAUGUUGGUUUGGAAGAUCUGGAUAUCCUAUAUGACUAUGAUGAAAAUCUGUCUGUUGAUCAGGCACAGGUAGAGAUUGGAACAGUAGUACCAUCUGUAACUCGAGAGAUUUAUUUACCUUCUCCACUGCCAGAAGAACCCGAAGAAGAAGCAUCCACACCUAAGCUUAUUGAUGGCUCUUCACCUCAUGGACCAGGAGUUCUUGGUCCCCAUACACAUGAAGGCCUCCCAACUUGUCUUCUGUGUAUGUGCCUAAGUACUUCUGUCUACUGUGAUGAUCGUGAACUCGAAGACCUUCCCCCCUUGCCAAAGGAAACCACACAUUUCUACUCUCGCUAUAACAGAAUCAAAAGGGUCAACAGGGAUGACUUUGCUAACCUAAGCAACUUAAAAAGGAUUGACUUGACUUCAAAUUUUAUAUCUGAAAUUGAUGAAGAUGCCUUCAGGAAACUACCACAACUUCAGGAACUGAUACUUCGAGAUAACAAGAUAAGGCAGCUUCCAGAAUUACCACCAACCUUGAUAUUCAUUGAUAUUAGUAACAACAGGCUUGGUCGCAAAGGAAUCAAACAAGAAGCAUUUAAAGAUAUGUUUGACUUGCACCAUCUUUACAUCACUGAUAACAACUUGGAUCAUAUCCCACUUCCACUCCCUGAAAGCCUCCAGUCUCUUCAUCUGCAGAACAACAAUAUACAAGAGAUGCAUGAAGAUACUUUCUGCAAAAUGAAGGAUUAUUCUUACAUCCGCAAAUCUCUCGAAGACAUCAGGCUAGACGGCAAUCCCAUUAAUCUGAGCAAAACCCCUCAUGCGUACAUGUGUCUACCCCGUCUGCCUGUUGGGAGCCUCUUUUAGGCUUAGGCCAUAACGAAAAUGUCAUGUAACAUAAUUUCUUUUGCAAGUAUGCUUUCUAAAGCAAACUGCUUCAAAUGCUUGUGACAGUAUGAUAUGGUUGUAUUGGUGUAAAAUAAUAAGUAAACAGUUGCAGUCAGUAACGCACAGUGCUGAAUACUAAUUCAUUCUCUAUUAAAGUAUACCAUGCUUCCAUAUUGUAACCAGUGCAUUGUAAUCAGUGCAGAAUAGCCGACAUGAUAACUAUGAUGAAAGGAGAAGGGAAUGAAUAAGAAUUAGAGAAACUGAAUAUUAAUGAUACAUGGUUCAUAAUUUUAUCCACAUUAAAAUUGUAAUAGUAAAGCUAUAAGAAUUGUAUAUAAAUAGAAAAUGACCCAUGUUACCUUGUUUUUAAUCAUAUUCUAUAUGUAAAGCUUUUCAAUAAUUUUUUUCAUAAAAAUGUAACAAAAGUCCUGUCUGGAUGAAACCAAAGCUCCAUAUAGGCCAGCGUCCUACUUGCUAUAGAGGGCAGCUAGGUGCCAGAUCAGGUUAUUUUACUAAAACAUUAAUAUUAAAAAUAAAUAUACUCUCUUGUAAAAUGUUGAACACUGCUUUGUACUAGAGAGGAAACAUGGAAACCGUCCUUAUACUGUAUAAGUAAAAAAAUGUACACCAAG